UUCAACUGGCAACCUAAUACUCGGUUACUGUCAUGUCGGAAAGAGAAAUAAAUUGAAACAAUUGAGAGAAUAUCAGAAUAUAAAUACAUAAUUAUUUUACGCUUGGAUGUAAUUUUGUUGAUCUACAUUACGGCUAAAAGUCUCAUUACGUAUGUUAAUGAGGAAUCACAAUGAAGAAUUUCUGCCUGUGUAAAUAAGCAAUUAAUUGAAGAAACCUUAAGUGUCUGUUUUGUUUGUAUAAUCACCAGCAUUCGAAAUGAUGAAAAGUACUUUAACUAAGGAUAAGCCAGGCAAAAUGAGGAUCCGAGCCUUUCCUAUGACUAUGGACGAGAAGUAUGUGGAAAGCAUAUGGAGUUUACUUAAAAACGCAAUACAAGAAAUACAAAAGAAAAAUAAUUCUGGACUUUCAUUUGAAGAACUCUAUCGUAAUGCAUAUACUAUGGUCCUCCACAAACAUGGCGAAAGGCUCUAUACUGGCUUGAAAGAAGUGGUCACGCAUCACCUUGAAACAAAAGUCAGAGAAGACGUCCUGCACUCAUUACACAAUGGUUUCCUGCAGACAUUAAAUAAUGCAUGGACAGACCAUCAGACCAGUAUGGUGAUGAUACGUGAUAUACUUAUGUAUAUGGACAGGGUAUAUGUGCAGCAAAAUGAAGUGGACAAUGUUUAUAACUUGGGACUUAUUAUUUUUAGAGAUCAGGUCGUCCGUUACGGCUGCAUCCGCGACCACCUGCGACAGACGCUGCUGGAGCUGGUGGCGCGCGAGCGGCGCGGCGAGGUGGUGGACCGGCUGGCCAUCCGCAACGCCUGCCAGAUGCUCAUGGUGCUCGGCAUCAACUCCCGCGCUGUGUACGAGGAGGACUUCGAGAAACCGUUCCUGCACCAGUCUGCUGAGUUCUAUAGGAUGGAAUCUCAGAAGUUCCUAGCAGAGAACAGCGCGGCGGUGUACAUCGCGCGCGUGGAGGCGCGCAUAGGCGAGGAGGCGGAGCGCGCGCGGCACUACCUGGACGAGAGCACCGAGCCGCGCGUCGUGGCCGUGCUCGAGCACGAGCUCAUCGAGCGGCACAUGAAGACCAUCGUCGAGAUGGAAAACUCGGGCGUAGUGCACAUGCUGCUGCACACACGCACGGCGGAGCUGGCGUGCGUGUACAAGCUGCUGUCGCGCGUGGCCGAGGGGCUGCGCACCGUGGCCGACGCCGUGUCCGCGCACCUGCGCGAGCAGGGCCGCGCGCUGGUGCAGGAGCCGCACCACAACACCAACGCCAUCGCCUACGUGCAGAAUCUCCUUGACCUAAAGGACCGAUUUGACCACUUCCUACAUAACUCGUUCAACAAUGACAAGAUAUUCAAGCAUAUGAUCGCCUCAGACUUCGAAUACUUCCUCAAUUUGAACAACAAAUCUCCAGAGUUUUUGUCUCUUUUCAUCGAUGGCAAGCUCAAGAAGGGCGAAAAAGGCAUGAGCGAGCAGGAGAUCGAAGGCGUGCUGGACAAGACGAUGGUCCUGUUCCGUUUCCUGCAAGAGAAGGACGUGUUCGAACGCUACUACAAGCAGCACCUCGCCAAGCGGCUGCUUCUCAACAAGUCCGUCUCCGACGACUCUGAGAAGAACAUGAUCUCGAAACUUAAGACUGAGUGCGGGUGUCAGUUCACGUCGAAGCUGGAGGGCAUGUUCAAGGACAUGACGGUGUCCAACACCAUCAUGGAGGAGUUCAAGGAGCACGUGCUCUCGUCAGGGACGAACCUCCACGGCGUGGACCUGUCGGUGCGCGUGCUGACCACGGGCUUCUGGCCCACGCAGAGCGCCACGCCCAAGUGCAACAUACCCACGCCGCCCAGGAACGCCUUUGAUGUCUUCAGGAGCUUCUACCUAGCCAAGCACUCGGGCCGGCAGCUGUCCCUGCAGCCGCAGCUGGGCUCGGCCGACCUGCACGCCGUGUUCCGCGCGCUGGACGCGUCGCCGCCGCUCUCGCCGCCCGCCGGCGCCGCCGCCGCACCCCCCGCCCCCGCCCCCACCCCCACCGCCGCCCCCACCGCCGCCGCCGCCGCCGCCGCCGCGCCGCCGCAGGCGCGCAAGCACAUCAUACAGGUCUCCACCUUCCAGAUGUGUGUGCUGCUGCUCUUUAACAAGAGGGAGCGGCUCACUUAUGAGGAAAUCCUGAACGAGACGGACAUCCCCGAGAAGGACCUGGUGCGAGCGCUGCAGUCGCUGGCCAUGGGCAAGCCCACGCAGCGCGUGCUCAUCAAGCAACCCAAGACCAAGGACAUCGAGCCCGCUCACCACUUCUACGUCAACGAUGCCUUCACCUCCAAACUGCACAGAGUAAAGAUUCAAACGGUGGCAGCGAAAGGGGAGUCUGAGCCGGAGAGGAAAGAGACACGCAACAAGGUAGACGAGGACCGCAAGCACGAGAUCGAGGCGGCCAUCGUGCGCAUCAUGAAGGCGCGCAAGAAGAUGCCGCACACGCUGCUGGUGGCGGAGGUGACGGAGCAGCUGCGCGCGCGCUUCCUGCCGUCGCCCGUGGUGAUCAAGAAGCGCAUCGAGGGGCUGAUCGAGCGCGAGUACCUGGCGCGCACGCCGGACGACCGCAAGGUGUACACGUACGUCGCAUAGGUGCGUACGCGGCGCGCUGUCAGUGCCACCGCACCAGGCCCGACCCGACCCGACACGACACACCGAUUUUGCCAUUCCCCGUCAUCUAUAAAGCUUAUCAUUCACGCACGAGCCCGUACGUCGCAAUUGAACGAACGAACUCGAACGCUCGGAUAGUGAAUGAGCGGAGGAGUUGUACGGGUCGUGUGGUGAAUGCUGGACUUUAAAAAGUGAAGAGCGGUUCCCGGUCCGGUUACCUCCGUUGUAACGUGGACUUAGUUGUUUUAAAUGAAAAAUAUAUUUACUAUUUUGGAACUGCGUUAUUUGAUUGGAAAAUUUUAUGGCAAAAUUGUCGUGCACCAGAACAUGUCCUACUGUCGUUUGUGUCAUCUUUCUUCGCGACCGACGGACCAUUUGUUUCUCUUAUAUUGAACGGUCGGAUGGAACCCUCCGACCGGUCCCUAUCGAAGCCGGGCAUGAUUGAAUCUUUCACAUUUCACCGACCACUUAAUGCAUUAUUUAUUUGAAUCUCCAUCAUGCCAGCCCGACAGAAAUAAUAAGUAUGUAUCCCAUUAGAAAUCGUAUUAGCAUAAAAUGUGUUUUGGGAAAUAUGUUGUAAUGUUCACCUACUCAGUCUUGAAAAAAGCUGCCCCUGCUCGGGGCAUUCGUUUGCAAUGUUGUGUAAUCUGGUUGCCCGAGCUAAUGGUAAAAUAGUGUUAUCACACAUAAACGCCUCACGAGCUAGCAUUCUGCGCCGACCGCUCGGUCGAUAAAGAACUGACCUAGGUAAUAAUUUUAAACAGGAUCACACUAUGUUAACUGUUAUAAUAAACACGUAUGAAGCAUAGAUUCCAGUGUACGUCCGCUUUAGUUUAUUUAAUAGUAUUUUGUUAUUACGGAUGGAAAUAUGUCUUAGUUAGAGUUAUUCUUAACACAUUGAGAUUUUAAUCAAUGUAAAACUAUUGUAAAUACCAUCGUAGGUUUAGUUGGAUCCUUUCGAAAUGUAUUAUGAUAGUGUUCCUCAUAAUUUCCAGAAGCAAAUAUAUUAAAAUUCUCUUUUGUAA
Cydia strobilella is the source of this 3654-nucleotide messenger RNA. It is a transcript of the gene Cul3, whose product is annotated as cullin-3. NCBI's taxonomy places the organism in Eukaryota, Metazoa, Arthropoda, Insecta, Lepidoptera, Tortricidae. Bases 257 to 2611 code for a protein of 784 amino acids. The transcript has 15 exons. Gene Ontology annotation, biological process: ubiquitin-dependent protein catabolic process; protein ubiquitination. The record is from RefSeq and is a predicted model, not a curated record. Gene Ontology annotation, molecular function: ubiquitin protein ligase binding. Gene Ontology annotation, cellular component: Cul3-RING ubiquitin ligase complex.